Messenger RNA from Bicyclus anynana (squinting bush brown), 4195 nucleotides. RefSeq lists its product as uncharacterized. Bases 274 to 1254 code for a protein of 326 amino acids. The transcript has 2 exons. Lineage: Eukaryota; Metazoa; Arthropoda; Insecta; Lepidoptera; Nymphalidae. The record is from RefSeq and is a predicted model, not a curated record.
UUUCAUGUUUUUUAUAAAAAACAUGAAAUGAUGUGUCCAGAUACAAUAAGUCCAUGGAUCUACUGAUAUCACUCGGGAGGGUUGAAUAAUAUUUUAAAGCAAAAACAAAGUGCUUUUGUGUUUUUGUGUGGACAUAAUUCGGCUUCCCCCACCUCUGGCUGGAAGUUGUCUAAAGGUUGUCUAAAGUUUGAAGCAAAGUAUAAAAGCUGUGGGAGUGGUAGUUAAGACAGAUCACUGUGUACUAUUCUGUCACAUACAUCCACCUACAUUAAAAUGUUCUCUCCAUGUGAAGAUAGCCAGCUCUCCAAAGAAUUAGCUACAUUUUGUGAAGAAAUGGAACUUAAUUCAGCUUUAGUGGAACUUUGUAUACAGGCAGAAAAGGAGCAAGCUAUUUUCUCAAAUCAAAGUGGAGGAGGUUUGAAACGAAGAGUUACUGACACAAUACAACCUCCGAGUAAGCGGCCCUGUAAUCAAAAACCUUCUACGUCUGCUGAUGCAUCACGAAGCUCAAAUGGUGGUGAGGAGUGUUCAAAUUCGAUAAAUCCAAAUAAUAGCAUCGAGUGUCCUGGCUGUAAAAUAUACGUUAGUCGAAGAUACUUUCACAAUCACCUCCGAAGUAAAUUGCACAUAAAUAAUGUUCUAAAGAGUUCUGUGGAAAACUUAUAUAAUGUUCGAUUAAUAGAGAAUGCUUUCGGCCAAAGGAUUGCAACUUAUAGAAUUUCUAAUUAUCCUAAUUCAAAUGUUUUCGGGAACCAAGAGUUUGAAACUCCGGAAUAUUUUCUUAACACGAACAAAGAAAUCAUUACGGAGUUAAUCUAUAAACUUCUAAAAGUUCAUAAUUCAAUUAAAAUUAAUUUUACAUUAAAUGGAGACUUUAUUCAACAAUCGAAAGAUUUAGAAAACAACUUUGACUUCCAAACGUCAAAUUUCGUAUUUUGCAUAGGUAACGAAUUUAAUAAUAUUCUUUCUGAAAUAUUUGAGCAUAUUUCAAUAAAAGUAAGUAAUUUUGAGAAAAGAGAUAGUGGUUGGAGUUUAAAAAAAAAUAAUUACCUUGAUUUAAAUAUUAACAAAUUUAGCCCAUUAAGAGGUUCUUCUUUUAUAGAUCUCCCCCAAGAUAUAAAAAAUAAAAACGCUGUAAUUAAUGUCAAAAAUAAUGAUUAUCAAUGUUUUCAAUGGGCUAUAAUUUCGGCUCUAUAUCCAGUUAAAGCUAACGUGGAUAGAGUUAGUUCAUAUUCAUCAAAAGCAAAUACUUAAAAUUUUACGAACAUCCCAUUUCCAGUAAAAGUAAAGGAUAUAAAUAAGUUUGAGAGAUUGAAUAAUAUAAGUGUUAAUGUUUUUGGACUUGAUCAUGAUAUAGAACGCAAUAAUUCGAUAGUUAUUGGACCACUCUAUUUCACCAAGUGCCGAAAACAACAACAUGUAAAUUUGCUGUACUUAAAUAACGACACACACGGGCACUAUUGUUAUAUCAAAAAUUUAUCGCGAUUAGUAAGUAAGCAAGUGAAUUCUAAAAUGAGCGCUAAACAUAUCUGUGAUGGAUGUCUGCUUAUUUUCUCAAAAGAGACUGAACUAAAUUCUCAUCAGGAACGGGACUGUACCCAUAAAAUAGUGAGUGUACCAGAUAUCGCUAAUGCUAGAUUAUCAUUCAACAAAUAUGAGCGGAAACUUAAAUUACCAUUUGUUGUUUAUGCGGAUUUUGAAGCAUUUUUAAAACCUAUACAGGGCUGUGAUAGUAACCCAGCCUCAUCAUAUACAACAAACUACCAAAAACAUGAAGUAUAUAGUUUUGGAUACUACAUUAAAUGUAAAUUUAAUGAUAGCCUAUCAAAAUAUAGAACGUAUACGGGUAGUGAUUGCGCAAAAGAGUUUAUGCUAUCUCUUUAUAGUGAUAUAAGUCAUAUUUUUAAUAAUGAAUUGAAAUUUGUAAAUCCACUACCUCUUACAGCAGUUGAUAAUGUAAAAAUAUCCCAAACAACUAUGUGUUACAUAUGUGAUAAGAAACUAGGUUCUGAUUUUAUAUUAGAUUUUGAUAAAUUCAGCGGUACUUUUACUUUUUUUUGUGUCACAAAAAUUGUAGUAAAAAGUUUAAAAUCCCAAAUUUUUUCCCCAUAAUUUUACAUAAUCUAAGUAAUUACGAUGCUCAUUUUAUUGUUCAUGCACUUAACUUUAUGGACGGAUUAAUACGCAUUAUACCACAGACCAAAGAACGAUAUAUUUCAUUUUCCAAAAUCGUAAAAAUUGGGCGGGAACAAGUUGAAUUACGAUUUAUAGAUUCUUUUAAAUUUUUAUCAUGUAAAUUAGAAACAUUGAGUAAUAAUCUAAAUAAUCAAGACUUUAUCGAAUUACGCCGAAAUUUUCAAAACGAAAAUGAUUUCUUCUUCCUAAAACGAAAAGGGGUAUACCCAUAUGAUUAUAUGACAUCGUUCGAUUCAUUAAAAUUAACAUCGCUCCCUACUCAAAAACAUUUUUUUAGCACACUUACAAACAGUGCUGUAUCAGAUGACGAUUAUAAACAUGCCACUGAUGUGUGGCAUCAUUUUAAAUGUCGUAAUAUGGGUGAUUACUCUGAUUUAUAUUUAAAAACAGACGUACUACUAUUGACAGAUGUAUUUGAAAAUUUUAGAAAUGUAUGUAUUAAAACAUAUGACUUGGACCCCGUCCAAUAUUAUACAGCUCCUGGUCUUAGUUGGGAUGCAAUGAUGAAGCAUACACAAGUAACAUUGGAGCUGCUUACUGAUUUUGAUAAAGUUGCUUUUGUUAAAUCAGGUAUACGUGGUGGGGUUUCACAGUGUAGUAAUCGAUAUGCACAUGCUAAUAAUGUUUACAUGGAUGAUUUUGAUGAAAAAGCCCCCUCAUCAUAUCUUACAUAUUUAGAUGCUAAUAACUUAUAUGGUUGGUCUAUGUCUCAAUAUCUACCUACUGGUGGAUUUGAGUGGGUUGAUUGCAAUGUGGAUUUUAAUAUACCUAAUAAUUCUAAUGUAGGGUAUAUUUUAGAAGUAGACUUAGAAUAUCCACAAAGUUUACAUGAAUCACAUUCGGAUUUUCCUCGUUGUCCUGAGAAUAUUCUUAUAGGAGGUAGCAAAACUUUAACAUUAGUACCAAAUUUGUAUAAUAAAUCGAAUUAUAUUAUUCACUACAGGAAUCUGAAGCAGUGUAUUGAAUUGGGCUUAAAGUUAAAAAAAAUUCAUAGAGUCUUAAAAUUUGAUCAAAGUCUUUGGUUACAAAAAUAUAUAGAUUUAAAUACACAACUACGAACUAGUGCACAUUCUGAUUUUGAAAAAGAUUUUUACAAAUUAAUGAAUAAUUCAAUAUUUGGCAAAACAAUGGAAAAUAUUGAAAAACGAGUAGAUGUGAAACUUUGCACACACUGGGAGAAUAGGGGUAAAGUUGUUGGCGCACAGUCAUUGAUAACAAGACCCGAAUUUCAUAGUCUUUCGAUAUUUUCUGAAAAUUUAGUCGCUGUUCAACUCAACAGAACUAAAUUUUACUAUGAUAAGCCUAUCUACUUAGGGUUAUGUAUUUUAGAUCUUUCAAAAACUCUUAUGUAUGAUUUCCACUAUAAAUAUAUGAAAAAAAAUAUGAUAUAAAAUGUAAAAUGUUGUAUACAGACACUGAUAGCUUUAUUUAUCAAAUUUUUACUAAUAAUUUCUAUGAAGAUAUUAAACCAGAUUUAAAUAAUUAUUUUGAUACAUCUGAUUACCCUUCAGGUAACGUUUACGAUUUUCCUCAAAUAAAUAAAAAAAAAUUGGAUAUUUCAAAGACGAGAAUAAUGGAACGAUUAUGACUGAAUUCGUAGGAUUAAGAUCGAAGGUGUAUGCGUUUAAGACACAAAAUAAUUUUACUGCGAAAGCAAAAGGUGUAAAUAAAUCUGUAACAAAAAAGUUUAGAAUGGAAAAUUACAGAAAGGUAUUGUUUAAUCAACAGCAAGAAAUAUGCGAAAUGUUUAGGUUUAAAUCUAUUAAGCACAAUAUAUUUACUCAAAAAAACAACAAGAUAUCUCUAUCUCAUUCGGAUACAAAACGUUUUUUGAUUAGUAACUCAACCGAUACCUUAGCUUGGGGUCAUUAUCGAAUAAAUUCAAUUAAUGAUGAUGUUAAUUAGAGUUAUUCAACGAUUUUUGUAAAUAUAGAACUAUUUGAUAUUUUAUAAUAAUGUAAUAAAUCUUAUAAUAAAAUAAGUUGUAACUAUAAAAUAA